Molecule: messenger RNA, 3811 nt
Organism: Bradysia coprophila
Lineage: Eukaryota; Metazoa; Arthropoda; Insecta; Diptera; Sciaridae
Gene: Cbp53E
Product: Calbindin 53E
Biological process (GO): regulation of long-term synaptic potentiation; regulation of presynaptic cytosolic calcium ion concentration
Cellular component (GO): dendrite; cytosol; terminal bouton
Molecular function (GO): calcium ion binding
Source: RefSeq, a predicted model, not a curated record
AGUGUUUUUCCAUUGAGUGUAUUUGGAUAUUUGAUGUUAAUGCCGAGUGAACGGGAGGAAAAUGCCACUUUAGCUCAAAACAGGUUUGGCUUGCAAGUGGUUUAGACGUGAAAAUUGAAUUUGUGCUCGUUGAAUAAAUUGUGUGUGGUAAAACUAUCCAAUUUAGCAAACGAAAAAAAGAAGAAAAGAAACAAAAGAGGAAAAACGAAAUCUAUUUUGUCGUAUCGAAUUACGUCAUUUCGGGCAACUAAUUGUUUGCGAAGCUGAUAAAAUCAACAUUCAGAAAGUGUUAAAUCGCUCGUGAAACGUGUAUUCUGCUGAGAACAGUGCUAAAAUUGUGCACACUACAUCUUCUGACUCUUCAACCAUACAGCAAACCAUUCAGACGCCCAUUAUCACAUUUAAUAUGGCUGAGUCGAAGCGAGUGCACAUUGAAAAAGCACAGAAUUUUAUGCGACAAUAUCGUGAUCCGGAAUCCCGUGAAUUAAAGAAACUAUCAGCAAACCAGUUUAUGGAUGUUUGGAGUCAUUACGAUCGGGAUGGGAACGGAUACAUUGAAGGAACUGAACUUGAUGGGUUUUUAAGAGAAUUUGUUGCCAGUGCCAAUGCAACGGAUAUUAGCCCAGAGGAUCUCUCGGAACACACAUUGGUAGAGUUGAAGUCAUGCUUCAUGGAAGCGUACGACGACAAUCAGGAUGGCAAAAUCGAUAUUCGAGAGUUGGCGCAACUUCUACCGAUGGAGGAAAACUUUUUGCUGCUCUUUAGAUUCGACAAUCCACUCGAAUCAAGUGUUGAAUUCAUGAAGAUUUGGCGCGAAUACGACAGCGAUAACAGUGGAUACAUUGAAGCCGACGAAUUGAAAAAUUUUCUACGCGAUUUAUUACGUGAGGCGAAGAAAAUCAAUGAUGUUUCUGAGGAUAAACUAAUCGAAUACACCGACACGAUGCUUCAAGUCUUUGACUCGAACAAGGAUGGACGGCUACAAUUAUCGGAAAUGGCAAAAUUGCUUCCGGUCAAGGAAAACUUUUUGUGUCGUCAAAUUUUUAAGGAAGGCAUUGAGACUGGAGCUGCGAAGCUUACCAAAGAUGACAUCGAAAAAGUGUUUUCAUUGUACGAUCGGGACAAUAACGGUACAAUUGAAAAUGAAGAGCUGCGUGGUUUCUUGAAAGAUCUUUUAGAAUUAGUUAAAAAAGACUAUGACGCACAGGAUCUUAUCGAUUUCGAAGACACAAUAAUGCGUGGUGUGGGCUACGACAAGGAUGGCAAAGUGGCGCGCAAAGAAUUGACAAUGAUUCUGUUGGCAUUGGCCAAAUUGCCACCAGAUGAUGACCAGUAAAUUCUUUCGCUCUCGCGCGCACACACAGAGACAUAAAAUUUAUCAUUGCCGUGGCAAUCAUCAUUCGCAUACACAAUGAAUUUGUUUAUGAAUAAUUUAAAAAAAAAACUUAAUUUGUUUAAAAUUAAAAUCCAAUUGCUUUAGUUGAAUCAAUAAAUUUUUUUUAAAUAUUUAAAUUAACAACAACAAUAUUAUGGUAAGUGUGAAUGUAAAGAAAUGUAAUUUUUAAAAACACAUCGAUAUAAAUUCUUAAAAAAAUAUUUUUGUACACAUCUGAAUAUAAAGUUUAUGAUAUUUUUAGAUAGUGAGUGUGAUCCUCGUAGUUACUUACUAUAUUUUCUUGUUCCGUUUCUUUCCGUUUUCAAAUGUAUCUCUAAUUCCUGUUCAAAAACAAAAAUUUUAUCGAUUCAAAUUCUACAAAUUAAAAAAAAAAUGUUUAGUGAAUUAAAAUUAGAGGAAAUUUUAAAUAAUUAGAAACGAAGAUAACUAUAAAAUGACUCUAUUCAUUGCCAAAAAAAAUUAUUUAACGAAAAUAAAUAUCACAACUAAAAUUCUCCAAUUCAAAUAUUAAAAGAAUAAAAAAUCUUAUGGGUCGAUAGUCCACAUAUGCAUACCACAGUCUCAUCAGGCCGAACGAUUUAAGACCUAUGUCAGACAGUUACACUUCCUAAUACGAAAGACGUUAGCACUCCUAGGCCUAAUUUUGGAAUUAAAUUCUUUAAAAAAAUCUGAAAUUUCUGGAAGUUGUAGGAAAUUUUGUAAGAUUUUAUGUGAAUUUUGAAGAAUUUUUUGUGGAUUUUUUUUUAAAUAUCCAAAAGUAGGUCACAGUACUUCUUAUUUGAGCACCAAGGGGGCGCAACGUUAGUCUGUCUAAACAUUUAUCUCAUCGUAGAUAAGUCAAUUUAGUAUAUAGUGUGAUGGUUGAAUUAAUGUUAAUUAAAGAAUGGAAUCAUGAACGUAGCAGAUAGCGGAGUUCGUGACGCCAGUUCCUCCAACAUAAUGAAAAACUACUAAAAUUUUCCAUAUUGAUCAAUAUCCAAAGAACUAUGGACAAAUAAAACUUGGCUUCAAAACCGAGUUCAAAGAGCUAGUUGACCUGUUACAGACAGCUGUCAUCUGUUAUCGACAAAGACAGCAAGAAUAAACGACAAUCUCUGACUGAUGAGGUCUUAUAUAGCAAAAAUCAUGUUCAAAACAAAUGAAGUAAAAGAUUUCUGAAACCAAUCUCUAUAAAUCUCCGAUCAAAUGAAUGAAUAGUAAAACUGUUAAUAUGCUUGUCGUGACAAAUUAACUGUUAUCAGAAAUGUUUUCCGAACACUGUUUACUUUUUCGAACUGAGAGACGAUUGCAAUGUAUUUUCCAAUUAUUUAAAUUUUAUUUUUAAAUCCACCUGGUGGAUUCCACCACAUCUCAAGCACGCUUUGGCUACAGUUGCAAAGGGAUGACAAACGUUCAAACUUUCCAUAUAUUCUUGCGUAUAUUCAGCGAAUCAUCAGUGGAAUGGAAAUAGGAUUGUUAAACCACUCCUGAACCUAUAACUUAGGAAAUUUUAAAAUUUAAGUCGACUCGUCUCGCACGACGGGCUCAAUAAAUUAAUAGUGAUUUAUCUACCAAGUGUGGUAUAAAGAGAUAUGUUAUCGCAUACUAGAUAACAGAGUGUAAAUUCGAGGCGAAGCCGAGCCUUUCCAAUGCAAAACAUUACCUUUCAUACCAUGACCACUUAAAUUUCAACUUAACGGAUAAUCUGAAUUCUGAGCAAGUUUCAGCACACUAUUCGAAAAAUUAAAAAUUGAAAUUGGCGUCUCUGAAACUGACUGAGAUAGGCACUAGGUAUUAAGUAGGUAUUUACGCCCCUAACGCUAACAAACAACUGUGCCAGAACAUACAUCUUUCGUCUUAUAGAUAGUGUAACAGUUUGUAAUGGGUUUGAAACCGUGACCUUUGGAGGGACUGACAUACACAUGUGAACUAUCGAGCUAUAUUAACGAAAUUUCGUUGUUCAAAACAUAAUAAUCUUAAACUAAAAAUGCACAAAACUAAAAAAAAAUGUUCUCAAAUAAAAAACCAAAAAUAAAAAUGUUGUUGAAAAUAUAAUGUUUGCCAAAUAUCUAUGCACAAGUUGUUUUUUAUGUUGUGUUUCUUUUUAGAAUACUGAAAAAAAAAAUAUGGCUUCAUCCAACCAUUAUACUCACUCAAGAACCGAAAUAACAAACAAAAUAAUUUUAUUUGAAAUUAAAAUUGAACUUUUCUUGUUGUAUUGCUGUUGAACAUAUAAAUACAAUUCAAUUCCAAUUAUGCAAUGAAUUUUUAAUUAAACUGUGUGUAUAGGUCACAUUUAUUGAGUUGUUGUGUAUGUUUUGUUUGUGAGAGAAAAGCAUUCGUUUAGCUACAUAUACCAGUUUCCAGUUAAACAUUUUCUUUUCUUGUUUCAUCGGAAUUAUCGUUAGGCAUUCAUCAUUUGUGUAUUAAAUUGGG